Messenger RNA from Phytophthora sojae, 651 nucleotides. RefSeq lists its product as hypothetical. NCBI's taxonomy places the organism in Eukaryota, Oomycota, Peronosporomycetes, Peronosporales, Peronosporaceae. The transcript has a single exon. The record is from RefSeq and is a predicted model, not a curated record. Bases 1 to 651 code for a protein of 216 amino acids.
AUGGUCACUCCACCCGCGACGACUCGUACUGACCGAGUUGCGCGUGGUGCCGAAGACUCGAAAGUGACCAGGAGCAGUCUACGAAGCACCGGACGACGCUCAAGUCGCAAGUCCCGCUACGCCGACGACUCAUCUGAUGACCACGAUGACUUCACGGGAGACGGAGGUGCGCAAAUGGACGAAUAUCUGCGACAGAUCCGGGAGGUGAGCGACGCAGAGACCGUGAACCCGACGCCGAGGCUCGAGGUAGCGAUGCACCGACCACUUGGGCAGAUCCCGACGUUCUCGGGCGCUCGCAACAGGAGCGAGAACUCGAUGCAGUGGCUGCGCGCUUUUGUGUACGAGAUGAAAGGUACACACGCGCCGCCCAAUGAAUGGUGCAUGCCCUUCGAGCUCCGCCUGAGAGACGGCGCGGUACACUGGCACCGACAAUUGACCAAGAAGACCAAGCGAACCUGGACUCUGCUGAGCGACGCCGCCAGCGAUCAAGGCUCCGACGACUCCGAAGAAGGCAGACACGAUGGUUACUCGUCGGAUGACAGCGCGCUGGCGGCGUCGCUGUCAUCGUUGAACUGCUGGCGCGCACUGUCGCAUCCGGUCGAGGUGCUCCUGGCGUCCCGUCCUUGCAGCUCAGCAACUGUUUUCCACUGA